AUGGGUUCGACCAACGCUAUAUCCACAGCCGUCGACGACUGUGCUCGCGCCUUUCUUAGCCUUGCCGGAAGUUUGGAAAAACCAACCCGGUUUGCUGAGCAAGUAGCUGCUGAGUCGAUUUUGGAUGAAUUCGAUCGCUUUAAACUAUGGGCGGGCAAUAUCGCUGCACACAGAAAAGGCCGACGUUCACUUGAGAACAGACUUCGCGAUGCCACUCGUCUCAAAGAGGAGACCUAUGGCUUACUCACGUUAUUAUCCGAUGCAUUGAAGAAGGCACUGUCCAUUGUCGAAGGAGAAUGCAUACCCUGGGACGAGGAGACAUACUCGGACUCUGAAUCUGAACCCUCGGACGACGAGACCAGCAACCCAGAUCUCCAAGGCAAUACUGAACUCAAGCAGCUCUAUGCAAGCACAAAGACGACAGUAACGUCUCUCAUGAGGAUUUCUAUGGCUAUACGAGAACCAGCCCUCAAUAGUCAGUCAAGGAGUAUCGACAAGUCUCACUUCCAACAGCACGAUAUACAGCAUGUUCAGAACAAGUUUCCAAGCGCACCAGGCUAUCUGACUGAAAGAUUGGGUCAUGCCAUAUCUAGCCGGAGGCAAUAUCUCGCUUACAGGGAAACCCAUCAUGAAAAACUGACCAAGGGUAUCGAUAAACUUGGUCUUGAGGCAGCACGAUCGGAGUUCACUACUAACUCAACGGAAGCAACGAGGCUGCAACGGACUGGCAGCUUCAACAUACUAGACGACGACAAUGAUACAGCAUCUCAGACGUCGUAUGCAACAUCCAUCAAUGCUACAGUGAGGGCGCCCAAGCUUCCUAAAGAAGCCCGAGAGAAAGAUUACUACGACUGUCCUUUCUGUUUUGCUUUGAUUGCUAUCCACACAACAGCAGCUUGGAAACGUCACGUCUAUCAAGAUCUCCACCCCUAUUGUUGUACGUUCGAAAACUGUACAACCGCUGACAGACUAUAUGACUCUCGGCAUGCCUGGUUCGCGCAUGAGCUUGAAGCUCACCACUCAUCUUUCCAGUGCGUUCAAGGGUGUUUGGAAGCUUUCCAGACCGAGUCGGACUUCGAGGGUCAUAUCAAAUCCAAACACGAAGAUCUUGCAGCGCCAGCUGUCUAUUCAGCACUCAGGCGGGCUUCCGCUAAAACACCUGGUAUUAAUGAGGAAACAACUUGCAAGCUAUGUGCCAGACGUAUGACAUUGCGUAAGAUGCAGAAGCAUUUAGGCCAUCACCACGAACAGCUUGCUCUGUUUGCUCUUCCAGCGAAUUUGGACGAUAUCGAGGACGACCCGGAUGAGGGAAAUCAAGAUUCUGUGCUAAAGGUUGAGGGAGACAGAGAAGAGGAAGGAGAAGAUCUGACCGACACAAGCGAUACUUCCGAAACAGAAGAACUUGUCCAAAGGAGCGAUGACCUGCAUAAAGAUCCAGUUUCAACCUUCUAUGAUCAAGAUAGUGAGAUCCAAUACCAUCCAGAUUCCGGGCAUCGGGGACUUGUAGGCCAGCACGUGUACAACUCCAGUCAUGGGAACAUUGACGGAGGUCAUGCAUACUUAGGCGACACCAAUUUCGACAACGACAACGACGACGGCGACGACGAAGAUGAAGAUGAAGAUAACUCUGAUCCCUUCGCAAACUCCAGACAAGUUCAUAUCGAUCGAGUGACCGACGCUAAAAACCAAGCCAACGUGCAAGAGAAAUCUGAUUCUAAAGCAUCUCAACAGAGUCCAGCGAACAGGGAAGAUUUGAUAAAGGCAUUGGAAGGAGCUGGUGAAGAAGGGUUGGAUAUUUCCUUUCUUGGCAAUGUGCUGACAACUGUGGGCGAGACGGCUCAAGCUACGAGAGACGAAGCAGAGCGAAGAACGAGCGUUGCUCAACAGCGGGCAAUUGACGCGCUUGAGGCAAAAAAGAGAGAUCGAGAAGUAGUAGAGGUUGAAGAAGAGCCUUACAUACGCCAAUUGUCGUAUGGAGAAGAGGACACUGAAAGAACGAUCGAGGCGCCAGUAAAGCGUGGAGAGGCUGAGCGUGAGAGGAAAGUAGCUCAACAGGCAGCAGUAGAUGACUACAAUCGGGAGAAGGCUAAAGAAGAAAAGGAAGCGGAAGAAGAGCGCAAUCGAAUCAUCUAUGAGUACGAGCGCAAGAAGGAGCGUGAGGAGCCAAUUCUACUGAGGAUAGAAGAAGAGAAACAGAGGCAGAAAGACAAGGAAGAAUAUGAAGUCUUUCUGUCAAAGCAAAAAGACAAAGAAAAUGUAGAGAAGGCACGAAGGGUGGUAGAGGAUAGAGACCUUGAUGAGAUCAUGCGUAAGCGUCUGGAAGAGUUUGACUUUCAUGAAGACCAGAUACAGACCAUGAUUCAAUCCGAGCAGACGAAAACGGGGGGAAAGGGCAAGGCUGCGAUUUCUACAAACGACGUCUCUUUGAAUGCCCCACAGCCUACCUACGCCAAGGUUGCAAGAGAGCAUCUCGACGUUGAAACUCUCCAUUAUUACGACAUCCUGUACGAGUACGACGAGGAUCCCAACUACAUCAUCGUUUUGAGAGAGUUGAAUGAGAGAGAAGCUGACAUCCUGUUCGAACACACUCGACGACUUCGCAGUAACAAUGGGAAACGUCUUUUCAUAGAAGCAGAAGGUAGUGGCAACCGCACGUCAGAGAAAUCCGGGUCCGAGGUCGAGAGAAGCGAGAGGUCGCAGCCGCAAAAACUUAGGAUGCCCAGCGUAUCUGAUGUACAUCAGCAGCAGCCAGAUGAAUCAUUGCACUUGGAUCUUUCUGGCGACCACUCCGAGAAGGAGAUCGCCGAGAAGCAGUAUACGCAGCAAGGACAAGCCACUCAACAAUACUCGACUCUCUCCCCCUUUGGCGGGUUGGUUAACCCUUUUCCAGCUGAUCGGGCCUCAGAGCUGCCGUUAUACAUUGGGAACAGCGACAAUGAAUACGAGAGGAGCAAUACUUUUGAGACGAGCUCUGCAGCGAAGAGUCAAGAGAGAGAUACAGUGCAAAUUCCAAUCACGGAAACUAAGCGUCGAGCUUCUUUUUCGUCCAGAGCAUGGCCAAAAGCUGGUUACAGCAGGAUUACAUCUCUUACUCCAAAGUAUAAGAAAGGUGAUCAUGUGCAGAUGGGAGUAGUUGAGAAUGGUCAAAGGAUGAAAGGAGUUUUCACCAUUCAUGGUGCGGAACCAAACAACAGAGGGUGGUUUGAGUACAGUUUGGCUGACACUUUCACCGGCAAGCUGUACAAGAACGGUGCUGCUGUCCACGAGAAGGACUUGAAGCCAGGCACGUGA
Ascochyta rabiei is the source of this 3291-nucleotide messenger RNA. RefSeq lists its product as uncharacterized. The record is from RefSeq and is a predicted model, not a curated record. Bases 1 to 3291 code for a protein of 1096 amino acids. The transcript has 6 exons. NCBI's taxonomy places the organism in Eukaryota, Fungi, Ascomycota, Dothideomycetes, Pleosporales, Didymellaceae.